UGUGGUUGGCUGUCGUUUGAUCUUGUCUGACGCUUUAUCUCGCUCAGUUCUUUUCAGACAGGUAUAUUCAUCACCAUGCCGAAGACUGCCAACGUCGUCCUUGCCCGUGGCAUCAACGCCAUCUCUCGCAACAGCCUCUCGAAGAAGAAUGGCCGUGGCAAGAUGAUCAAGAAGGGUGGCGAGAAGAAGGUCGCCGCCAAGAAGGUGUCCACCAAGAAGUGGUACCCGGCUGACUACAUCCCGAAGCCGCUGCCGUCGGCCAAGACCAAGCGCAACAGCGUUAAGACCGCCAAGCUGCGCAAGUCCAUCACCCCCGGCACGGUCCUGAUUCUUCUGUCGGGCCGCUUCCGUGGCAAGCGCGUGGUCUUCCUCAAGCAGCUCGCUUCGGGCCUGCUGCUCGUCACUGGCCCGUACAAGGUCAACGGUGUGCCCCUCCGUCGCGUGAACCAGUCGUAUGUGAUCGCCACGUCGACCAAGGUGAACGUUGAGGGCCUGGAGCUCCCUGCCAUCGACGACGCCUACUUCGCCAAGGAGAAGGCAGCCAAGAAGAGCAAGGAGGAGCAGUUCUUCGCCCAGUCCAGCGCCGUAAGUUCCCUAUUUCAUUUUUUGCUAUCCCUUGAAAGCAUCCCGUUCCGGUUGGUCGGUUCUUCGAAACCACUACACUCGAUCCGCCCACAACCAGCAGCGUAGUGGUGACGCAAUGGAGUAUCAAGAUCGACGAACCCUAUGAGAUCUCUCUUGUUCUUCGAUUGCUGAACCGCUUCCUGUGUGGCAGAUCAGACAGGGAGCUCAAUGUCUUUAGACACAGCUUCCUGUCACACCAUAUGAGCGCUUGGGAUCGCUUGCUUCGGCAUAUAAGCUCCCUAUAAGAGACUGACCGUGUUGCUGUUAAUUCUCUAAGGCCCCCGUCAUCUCGGAGCAGCGCAAGAAGGACCAGAAGGCCGUGGACUCGGCUCUGAUCAAGAAGCUCGAUGCCGAGCCGUUCCUCAAGGCCUACCUGAACGCUAAGUUCUCGCUGACCAAGAACGACCGCGCUCACGCCCUCAAGUUCUAAGUGCGCUCUUGCUAUCUUGUGUAGUAGCAUGGUGUGCAACGGAAUGAGAUGAAAAGAACAAUAUACCUGAUGAAAUUAUCACCAAC
Messenger RNA from Phytophthora nicotianae INRA-310, 1140 nucleotides. RefSeq lists its product as hypothetical. Gene Ontology annotation, biological process: ribosomal large subunit assembly; cytoplasmic translation. The coding region runs from base 76 to 690 and encodes 204 amino acids. Lineage: Eukaryota; Oomycota; Peronosporomycetes; Peronosporales; Peronosporaceae. The record is from RefSeq and is a predicted model, not a curated record. Gene Ontology annotation, molecular function: structural constituent of ribosome; RNA binding. The transcript is spliced from 3 exons. Gene Ontology annotation, cellular component: ribosome; cytosolic large ribosomal subunit.